Molecule: messenger RNA, 1245 nt
Organism: Prunus armeniaca (apricot)
Lineage: Eukaryota; Viridiplantae; Streptophyta; Magnoliopsida; Rosales; Rosaceae
Source: the annotation of a GenBank genome assembly
AUGGCGUCUGUUCUGCUAGUAUUGUUAUCGCUACUCAUCCAUUCAAAUGCCGUAGAAGAAGCUUUCGAUGUACGCCAACACCUUUCUACUGUGUCCAGAUACAGUGUUGUGAAAGACAUUGCAGACGGUUCAUUUGUACCAUCGAAGAUUCCAGAUGGCUGUUUUCCUAUCCACUUAAAUCUUGGGGCAAGGCAUGGAACUCGUUCUCCUACCAAGAAACGGAUUAAAGAGUUGGACAACUUGGCAGCUCAUCUGGAGGUGUUACUGAGAGAAGCCGAAGAACAAAACCUAUCUUUGGAAAAACUUCCUGGUUGGUUAAAGGGUUGGAAAUCUCCUUGGAAAGGAAAACUGAAAGAUGUUUAUGCAAUAAAAGCAACACAGGUCCCUCGGGCAUCAGCCAGUGCUGUGGCAUUUGGCAUGGGAUUGUUUAGUAGGAAAGGAAGUCUUGGACCAGGGCGUCAUCGAGCUUUUGCUGCGUUUAAGAAGAGUCAGGAGCCGGCUGUUGAUAAGCUUAAGGAACCUGUUUAUGAUGAAAUUACUUCUGCAGUAAGAAGGCGCUACAGGCUGAAUUUUACAAGGCAUGAUACAACUUCUCUGUGGUUUCUGUGCAAACAGGAAGCGUCCUUGUUGAAUAUUGUUGAUCAAGCUUGUGCACUUUUCAGCCCUUCUGAGGGGUAUGGUAAAUCAAUAAACUAUAGAAUGGGAGUGCCCUUACUUGAAGAUGUUGUGCAGUCCAUGGAGCAGGGUAUUGAGGCUGAAGAAGUAAAACAUGCUCCUGGCAGUUACGAAAAGGCAAGGCUAAGGUUCGCACAUGCAGAAACUGUGGUUCCAUUUUCAUGCCUGCUUGGACUUUUUCUUGACAUCAUCUGGUGUUAUGUUCUCUAUAUUUCAGAAUUUCAAAAAAUACAGAGGGAACAGUCCUUGCAACUCCCUCCAAAGCCUCCCCAUAAGAGAAAUUGGAGGGGCAAUACUGUGGCACCUUUUGGUGGGAAUAACAUGCUGGUUCUGUACAGUUGUCCAGCCAACACAUCAAACAAGCACUUUGUGCAAGUGCUGCACAAUGAACAUCCCAUUCCAAUGCACGAAAGAAUAGUUACUCCUCAUUUGAAGCAUGACUAUAAUUCUGUGUGCAAUGUAAGACUGGAACAACAAGAGCAGAAGCCUGUAGCCAGUAAGUUAUCUCAACUGUUCCGUUGGAUGUUCUCACUGGGGAAUGGUGAUAAAAGGUCCCUCGAUGAAUUGUAG